Molecule: messenger RNA, 3021 nt
Organism: Ostreobium quekettii
Lineage: Eukaryota; Viridiplantae; Chlorophyta; Ulvophyceae; Bryopsidales; Ostreobiaceae
Source: the annotation of a GenBank genome assembly
AUGGAUGUUCAAACUCGAGUGCGUGAGGACAAGGCGUUUGGCCACUCCCUCAGAUUUCCUUCGAGGGAGGCCGGUAGGGCCGAGGAUGGCGCCGCGGGCGGGGGCAACGCCGAGCUGCUGACGGCGUACAGGAAGAUAUCUUCCGACAGAGGUUGCGAGCCAAGGAAGUGGGUGGAGACGCUGCUUGCCAGCAUUCCAUCCAAUCUGGCCACCCUCGGCUUGUCCCUUCGCUUUUCGGAAACCAUAGAUCUGCGGACGGAUGCCAUCGGUGCCGAUGAGGCCACAGCGGUCGUGAUGACACUGCUUUCGAACAGCAGGGGCCGCAGGAAACGGGAGUGCGGCUCCAGACACCCGGCAAUGCUGCCACUGACGCUGCUGGACUUGUCCAACAGUGGGGCCGACAACAGCACAGUGAGGGCGCUGUGCUUUCAGUGCUGGUCACUCAGUACUAGGUGCAUGCUGAAGGACCUGAUCCUGCAGAACUGCAACUUGACUGGGGCUGCCAAGCAUGCCACAACUGAUUUCAUGUGGUCCCUUGCGAGCUGCCGACCCCUGUGCCGUUCACUUGAGCGCGUCUUCUUAACGGGAAAUUCUCAGCUGGACUGUUCCCAUACCUUCCCUUGGAGUCGAUUCCUGGGCCGCGUCCGCCUCUCAUUGUUGUGCCUGCAAGAUAGUGGAAUGAGCAGCUCCGCAGUUUGUAAAGUGUGCCAGGCUCUUUCGGAAUCCCCAACAACCCCAGGCAAUCUGCGUUGCCUGCGCCUGGGGCCUGCUGCUGAUGGCCAAAUGGAUGAGGUUGCCUUGCGCAGCCUGCUCGGUUGCAUUGGAAAGCUGACGCAGCUCCAGCUGCUGGAUGUGAAAGGCCUAACGCAAGAACAGGAAGAUGCUGUGCUGGAGGAAUGGAGACUGCUUAAAGGGUCCAAUGUGUUCAUCUGCCGACCAAGUCCAGGUCACUUUCGGAUCUCGUCGCUGGAGGGGUGCGAGUGUGACGAAGAGGUGCUCCCGUCAGAGUCCCUUACAUACACCAAGGGUGCCAAAUGGGGACGCUGUGAGAGGCAACCUGCAGGUCAGCAGGGCCUCGUCGACAAGAUUUGGGACGACCAAAGAGCACCCACAAUAUGGGGUGCUGCUGGCGACCACACUUCGGAUCAAAUGACUGCAGGGUGUCCUGCCAAGGUCACAGGCAGCAAAGACAGUGGUUUGGCAACUGGCAGUCAAGUUCCCAGCACACUCUUCCAUCACCCAGUGAUAUUCCAGCCGAGGCACCCUGCACAGAGGUCACCACUGCACGCGAUUCAGCCUGCUGCUCACCAAUCUGCACAAUCAAAGGGUCGUGAAUGCACAGAUUGCAAUCAAUACGACGCUUGGUUUGGCAACGACAUUGGCACAUCUGCAGCGAACCGACUGGGUGCCCAACUUGGCCACUCUGACAGGGUGGAUGCACCACGGCCCUAUGGUGCAGCAGAAACCAACAAGAGACGGGCUGAGAGGGCCCUGCACAGCCGUAAGAAGCAGAAGCGGGUGAGGGAUUAUUUUGGUGACCAGCUGCCACCUGCACAUGAGCGGGUGGCCAUCCUGCCGGGCAGCAGGAGCGAUGGCGGGGCACCGGCACAACAAAGGAAGCGCAGGCGGGCUGAUUGGACAAUGAGCAGAGGUGGCCAUCUGAAGGAUGUGCUUGAGGAGUCUGACUAUGGCAGCGAUGAUGGUGCAAUCAGCCAAGCCAGGCCAAGCACACAUAGUUCUGGAAGAGGGGGGCAGCACAGAAACCGUAGACGGCCACGAGCUGGUGGUGGCAGCUCCAAGAAGAAACAAGGUUCGGCCGCUGGCGCUAAGGUGGACGAUUUUGGACUUACGAAGAGGGGGUGUGAUCCUGCUGUAGAGAAACAGUUUGGACCCCCGCCUGGUGGAAGAGUGUUUGUUGCGAAAGGAGAUUCACCAGGCUCAUCAGACCUGAAGGGCUACGUGUCGGAUGGCUUUGUGCGGCCCGAUGCAGAGCUCGUGUACACUACCAGUGCAGACGACCUGGAUGUGCAGAAGGACUGGGAACACCUUGGAAGAGACGGCACCCUGAACAGUGACUCCCAGUCUGUGGCCAGCAGCACAUCAUCUGAAAUUGUGCCGUGCAUUGGUCCUGGCCGCAGCCAGCGUGGCAGUAGUCGGCAAAGGUCGUCUCUUGACAAAUCUGAUGGGAGGCCGUCCGCGGGGUCAAAAGUGCACAGACGGGCUGUUGUGAACAGCUUGGGUACCUCAGAUGAAGACGGCUUGGGUUCGAUUGUGUCAAAGAAGAGGGGCCUUCCUCGUAGCUUUGAGAUUGUUGAGCUGGAUGAAGAUGAGAGCAGAGAGCAGCCCAGGGACGAGGUUGGAGAGUCGGCUGGCGACACUGGGCCAGGUUCGCAUCAUGACAGGCAACUGAGAAAGGGCAAAAGCAGUAAAUCAAGAGACAGUCUGCCAUCCUGCCACAAUAUGGGAGGUUCUCCACAUCACAAGUUCCAAGCCAGGGAAGCACACUCAACGGGUUUUGAUGCUGGUGGUGAUUCUGAACAUUGGAACAAUGGCAAGCUCGAUCAUGGUGCCACUGAGGAUGUUCAAUUGAAGGGCAGCAGAAACAUGGCACAUACUGCGGAUGCUGUGCACCCAGAGGGCCAAGAGUCACUGCCAAUUGACUUGGGAACUGGCGACUGCAGUGAUCCGUUGGGCCGGCCCCAAACCCCACAUUUUGGGCCACAGAGCUAUUGCGACAAUGUUUCACCACCAGGCGAUGCAAAUGGGGGAGGGACAGCUACAGUGGAGGUUGGUUCUGACGGCCUACCCAUCGAUCUCACAGGAACCAGGGAGCAUGGUUCUGAAGGGAAAGAGAUCGGCACAGACAGCCAGUUAUUGGCCAGGCCAGACACUGAGGAAAGAUCGGGUGGUACUGAAGACAAUCAGAAAGCUACGAUGCGGCAGGAAAGGGUGAUGAGGAGGCUCGGUUUCUGGUCAUGGGACAGGCAAGCGGUGCACUGCAAUGAUGUGACAAUAGCUUAA